Messenger RNA from Drosophila hydei, 1432 nucleotides. RefSeq names its product tetraspanin-9. Bases 94 to 951 code for a protein of 285 amino acids. The transcript is spliced from 5 exons. The record is from RefSeq and is a predicted model, not a curated record. Gene Ontology annotation, cellular component: membrane. Lineage: Eukaryota; Metazoa; Arthropoda; Insecta; Diptera; Drosophilidae.
AUUUUUUUUGAGUGUUUUUUUGAACAUUUCUGAUUAUUUUUGAGUGCGAACGAAAAUCGAAGCGUUGUAAAAACAAAAACUGCUCGCUGGAAGAUGGGCAACGCCGGCUACACAUGCAUCCGUCGCACCUUUUGCUGGCUCAACAUCAUUUUGUGGCUUUGCAGCUGCGCCUUUCUCGGAGCUGGACUGUGGCUGCGCCUGAGCUACGAGGGCUACGCCACGCUGCUGCCACAGCAUGCGGGCCUCAGUGCGGACACGAUCUUCAUGUGCAUCGGUGGCAUUGGCUUUGUGGUCAGCUUCUUUGGCUGCUGCGGCGCCUGGGUGCAGUCGCGCUGCCUGCUCGUGCUGUAUUUCAUGCUGAUUGUGAUGCUGUUCAUGAGCGAGUUCCUCGUCGGCUCCAUUGCGUUCCUCUUUCGCGGCGGCCUCGGACGCACCUUGGCCAACGAGCUGCGCUUCGGCAUCGAGCGUCAUUAUAAUGCCAGCGAUCGGGGCUCGCUGGUGGCGCCAUCUGUGGCCGCCAUUUGGGACAGUGUGCAGCAGUCGUUUGAGUGCUGCGGCGUCUCGUCUUAUGAGGAUUGGUACGACAUUCAGUCGUGGAGCGGCAAGCGCUGGGUGCCCGACUCCUGCUGCCGCCAGCUGUACGAUCAGCGCCAACUGCUAACGGAGGGCUCCGGCGAUGGACUGGGCGCGAUGCGCUUGGACUGCGGACGCUCGGAGAAUCCGUCGCUCUGGUGGGACAAGGGCUGCGCCCACUCGCUGCAAAACUGGUUCAACGGGCAGCUGAACGUGGUGGGCGCCAUCGGGCUGGGCAUUGCCUUCGUGCAGCUGUUCGGGCUGAUCACGUCGAUGCUGCUGUUCUGCACAGUGAAGCACAAGCGGGCAUCCGACACGUACAAGUCCUACUCCCCGUCAAUCGAUCCGCAAACGCGCACCAGCAGCUGGGAGGAUUGAACUCGACUCUAGCUAGCGGCGAGAAUUUCUAAAGCGAAGCCUCGACACAGGCCAUAUUUGCACAAUGAUUAUUUCUAUACACACAUAGAAGCUAUAUACUUCCUGCGCCUUCUUCAACAACUUCUUUUGCGAAAUGUGCCAAAAAUUAAUUUAAAUAUUAGUUUCCGUAUGCCUAAUUAUUAUAAUUAUUAGUGAUGCAUCAUCCGACACCCCAGCUGAGCUCGCAGCUCGUCGAAUUAGUAUUUCUCCCCUAUCCAGUAUUCACUGUAAGCGACCAACUGCAGCUCAGCUCUAUGAACUAUAUGCGACUAGCCCUUCGGCACAUCCAUAUUGUGAUCGUGCUCAUCUAGUUUAUAUAGCACCACCCCUUAUAUAUAUAGAUCUAUUGGAACAACAACUGCCCACAGCUUUAUAUAUGGAAUUUAAAUAUAUAUACUUAUCGUAUGCGUAUAUAUCAAGCACAUUCCUAAACAAAAUCAAU